CGGGGCGCCAUGCGGGCGGCGCUGCGGGCGCGGCUCGGGUGGGCGCGCCGGGCGCUCGGCGGGGCCGCGCCGGGUCGCGCCCCGGCACCGCCGUGCUGGAGCUGCGGCGCUGCGCUCCCCGGCGGGGACGGGCCGCGCUUCUGCCCCGGCUGCCAGGCUCUGCAGCCGCCGGCGCCGCGGCCUGACCUCUUCCGCCUGAUGGACUGUGACCGCUCCUUCCGUGUCGAUGCGCGGCAGCUGCAGCGGCGGUUCCGGAGCCUGCAGCGCGCCGUCCACCCCGACCGCUUCGGCCAGAGGCCGCCGAAAGAGCAGUACUACUCUGAGCAACACUCUUCCCUGAUCAACAAGGCCUACCAGACCCUGCUGAACCCUCUGAGCCGAGGCCUCUAUCUACUGGAGCUGAGUGGAGUGGAGCCAAUACAAGAGACAGACUGUGAUGCAGACUCAGCGUUCCUUAUGGAAAUCAUGGAAAUUAAUGAGAAAUUAGCAGAGCCCAAAAAUAAGGAUAGCCUUGAAGAAAUUGAAACUUUAAUUAAAGUUAAACUAGAAGAACUGACCAGAGAGGUGACUUCAGCUUUUGAAAGAGAUGAUCUUCAAGAAGCCAAGAAGCUGCUAGCAAAAAUGAAGUAUUUUGCAAACUUAGAGGAUAAACUAAAGGCCAAGAAGAUCCCUUCUUGAUGUUGCCUCCUUUGCUAUUAAGAGUCAAAUGUUAUUUUCAAUUAAACAGAUGUUUUAUUAUCAAAA
Molecule: messenger RNA, 744 nt
Organism: Hirundo rustica (Barn swallow)
Lineage: Eukaryota; Metazoa; Chordata; Aves; Passeriformes; Hirundinidae
Gene: HSCB
Product: HscB mitochondrial iron-sulfur cluster cochaperone
Exons: 6
Coding region: 10-678 (222 amino acids)
Biological process (GO): protein complex oligomerization; [2Fe-2S] cluster assembly
Cellular component (GO): mitochondrion
Molecular function (GO): ATPase activator activity; protein-folding chaperone binding
Source: RefSeq, a predicted model, not a curated record